Molecule: messenger RNA, 1719 nt
Organism: Cylindrotheca closterium
Lineage: Eukaryota; Bacillariophyta; Bacillariophyceae; Bacillariales; Bacillariaceae
Source: the annotation of a GenBank genome assembly
AUGAGAAUCCACCCUUUCUUCACAGUCGCAGCUUUGCCGUCAGCUGCUGCAUUUGUGGCACGGAAUAAGAAAGCUUCACCAAGAUCAUCAACACUGCAUGCAACUACCAUCCCUUUCGAAGAAACUCGUGCUAGUGACACCAUCGUUCAUCGUGAGGGAUACGACGCCAUGGCGUGGGAAAAGGGAUUUCAAAACGUCGAAAGCGAAGCUUGCUACGAACUAGAUGGAGAAUUUCCAGCUGAUCUAGUUGGGACCUUCUUUCAAAAUGGACAUGCCAAGUUCUACAUUUCCGAUGACGAAUUUCAUGUUCAUCCAUUUGAUGCUGAUGGUAUGAUUCAAGCGGUCACAUUUGGUAAUAAGAAUAACAGCAAGGCUUGGUUCCGAAAUCGUUACAUUCAGACACCGGGGUAUCUGCAAGAACUGAAAGAAAACAAAGUAUGCAAACGUGGUGUCUUCGGAACAGCACGGAAUAAGGGAAAGUGGUGGUCAAACAUCUUUGAUGUUGAUUUCAAGAAUGUCGCCAACACACACGUUCUGUUCAUGGGUGAUGAUGAAUUGUAUGCCCUUUGGGAAGCUGGGGCUCCUUUUCAGAUUGAUCCAACCACAUUGGAAACCGUAGAAGAGAGUACUCUGUAUGGUGCAAUCAAUGAUGGUGAGAUUGCUAACAACCGCUAUGCUGCCCAUUACAAAAUUGAUCCCAUUCGUCAACAAGUCUGUGGGUUUUCCAUCUUGCCAGGUGAUAAGGAUCCAGCCAACACUCACAAGAUUUGUGUGAUGGAACAUGACCGAAAGGACAAGCGACUUUUGUAUCAAAAAGCGUAUCCCUUUGACGGUUUGGGCGUGGCCCAUGACUGCGCUGUCACAGAGAACUAUUUCAUUUUCUUGCAGGCACCAUUCGAGUUCAAACCAAUCCCGCUCAUCUUGGGUCUGAAGGGAGCUGCUGAAAGCAUCGUUUUCGACGAAGAGGCAGAGUUCGGCAAGUUGAUCCUUAUCCCCCGUGGAGAUAACCACAAGGAACCCAUUGUCAUUGACGUGCCAACCUACUUUUCCUUUCACACAUCGAAUUCGUUUGAGGACGAAGAUGGGAAUGUCAUUCUGGACAUGGUCGUUGCCAAAUCGGACUACUCGAUGUUGGCAAUGGCUGGUGAGGAGACAGGAUACCGGAAGCGUCCAGUUUGGGAGGGCAUGAACUGGGCCAAGGAUGUACCAGCCAACGAACUUUUGCGUGUCACUUUGGACCCGAAGACUUCGAAACUUGUCUCCGAAGUUAGCCUCUCUCCAGACUGUGCAACGAUUGAAUUUCCUGUCAUCAAUCCAUCAAAGAUGUCUCAACCGUACAAGUAUGCCUACUGUGCCACUGCCGCCAGUGCGACGGAGAUGAGUCCUCUGCAAGGAAUCGCCAAGAUUGACGUUGAGACUGGAACGCUCUUGGAGAAGUGGCUGCCUGAGCCAGAUCAGUAUAUCACAGAAGUUGCAUUUUGUCCCAAGGCAGGACAAGCUACUGACAAGGAAGACGAUGGUUACCUAGUAACCUACUUGCUUGAUUCAAAUAAGAAGUCCAAUGAGCUUAUCGUCUUUGAUGCAGCUAGCCCUGGCAAGGGGCCUAUUGGCAGAGCUUCGUUGCAAGGUUGGUGCGUCAACCACUCAUUACAUGGAACGUUCGUCCCUGGAUUUACGCCGGAACUGACGAACGAAGUGAAGGCUAGUUUUGAUUCAUAA